This is a messenger RNA of Penaeus vannamei (Pacific white shrimp), 1216 nucleotides long. Its product is annotated as glyoxylate reductase/hydroxypyruvate reductase. Gene Ontology annotation, cellular component: cytosol. The record is from RefSeq and is a predicted model, not a curated record. Lineage: Eukaryota; Metazoa; Arthropoda; Malacostraca; Decapoda; Penaeidae. Gene Ontology annotation, molecular function: hydroxypyruvate reductase (NADH) activity; hydroxypyruvate reductase [NAD(P)H] activity; NAD binding.
AUUCUACCUGACGUUGUUUACGGGGCUGUGUUCUCUCAACGUGAUAUGGAAUAAGAUAUUGUUUCAGUUCUAUGGCAUGUUGAAGCUCGCCAGAUCGUUGUCAUUCUGGUCCAAGAACACUGCCAGCUGGGUGAAGACACAGAGGAGUGAAGUGCAACAUAGCCUGUGCUCAGAAGUGUUAAUCUUGCAAGCUUGGCGAAGUGAUAAGAGGCAUUUUUGUGUUGGAGCAGCAGCAAUGUCACGGCCAAAGGUUCUCAUCACACGGGCUGACAUCCCACAGAAAGCUUUGGACAUGCUCAAUGAAAAAUGUGAGGUGGAUAUGUGGCCAGAAUCGUUCCCGAUCCCAAGGGAACAGAUGCUGAAGAAGAUCCAAGGCAAAGAUGCAAUUUUUUGUCUUCUGACAGAGAAAAUUGAUACUGAAGUUCUUAAUGCUGCAGGAUCAAGCCUGAAGGUGAUUGGCACUAUGUCAGUGGGUUAUGAUCACCUGAGCCUUGAAGAAAUAAAAAAACGUGGCAUUAAGGUGGGCUACACUCCUGGCGUGUUGACGGAUGCCACUGCUGAGCUGACUGUAGCCCUGCUACUGGCAACCUCACGUAGGCUUUUUGAAGCCCAUGGAGAACUUCUGAAUGGUGGAUGGGGAAAGUGUGCUUGGUCGCCUCUCUGGAUGACUGGCUGGGGUCUAGCAGGAUCCACAGUUGGAAUUCUGGGCUUAGGACGCAUUGGUCAAGGGGUGAUGCAGCGGCUUCAGGGCUUUGGCAUUAAGCGGUUCCUCUACUCUGGCCGUUCACGGAGACCUGAAGAGGAAGAAAAGGGUGCAGAAUUUGUGCCGUUCGACACUUUGCUCAAGGAAUCAGACUUCAUCGCUGUCACAUGUGCUCUAAAUGACCAGACGAGGGACAUCUUCAAUGAGGAAGCAUUUUCCAAGAUGAAGAAAUCUGCCAUUAUUGUCAAUACAUCUCGUGGAGGUGUGAUCAAGCAAGAUGCACUCAUCACGGCCCUGAAGACUGGUCAGAUCCGCGCAGCUGGCCUGGAUGUAAUGACCCCAGAACCUCUGCCACCUGACCAUGAGCUGACAAAGCUUCCCAACUGCACAUUGAUUCCUCACAUUGGGAGUGCCGAGACAACGACAAGGGAAGGGAUGGCCACCUUGACUGCUUCUAAUAUAAUUGCUGGCUUGGAAGACCAGCCUAUGCCAGCUAGACUGUGUUGAUGAAGG